UUACCAUGAGCUCAAUGGCACUGUUUGCUCGCACGUGCCACCUCACUUCAGACUCUUGUAGCUUCCUUCAGAUCCAGUUGUCCAGUGUGCAGCCUGACCUCAUCUACCCGGUGGAGGAAGAGUGGAACCUCGGGAUUUUCGACGCUCGGUACAAUUUUCCUGGGUUUAUGGAGGCUCUUGCUCGCAUUGCACACCUGAAGAAGUUUGGAAUGUUUGCCAUUUGCGAUCAGUUGAACAAGCUGCUUCACACACAGAUCCUUCCGUACGCCACUGGUGAUGACGUGGACUCCACGAGAGAGCUAUUGCAGCGACCGAGCGUGAAGAACAUCCUGUUCAACCAGAGAAGCGGGAUCAGAAAAUUCUACCACAAGCGGCUGAACCUCGAGAACGACGUGAGCACAAACGCCCGGUCGAUGACCUUGUAUGCUUACAUCGCAGCCCUCCGAGCGGCUGACCAGCUGGAUGAGGAGCUCACACCGCAGUCCGUGAAGGAGAUCUGGUUGGCUACAAUCUCCUAUGAAGUCCCUCCCGACUUGAUCUCAGAGGACGACAAGAAGAUGGAGAUAGCGCUGUGCGAGUUCGAAGAGAUUAUAGUACGCUCUGUGCUGCACAAGAGCAAGGUGAACGAAGACGGACUGCCUCAACAGCUCGACCUCUUCAUCAAAAGGUUCUUGAGAUACAAUGUGUAGAGAUAGAAUGCGAACAGAGCGAUCAGUUCAUCCC
Messenger RNA from Guillardia theta CCMP2712, 723 nucleotides. RefSeq lists its product as hypothetical. The record is from RefSeq and is a predicted model, not a curated record. Lineage: Eukaryota; Cryptophyceae; Pyrenomonadales; Geminigeraceae. The transcript is spliced from 7 exons. The coding region runs from base 6 to 689 and encodes 227 amino acids.